Messenger RNA from Paraphaeosphaeria sporulosa, 1864 nucleotides. RefSeq lists its product as uncharacterized. Lineage: Eukaryota; Fungi; Ascomycota; Dothideomycetes; Pleosporales; Didymosphaeriaceae. The coding region runs from base 137 to 1684 and encodes 515 amino acids. The transcript is spliced from 2 exons. The record is from RefSeq and is a predicted model, not a curated record.
CACGGUUCGCUCCUUCCCGACGCGUCUCUCCGCACACGCGUCGAGUCCACUUUCACCUUCCGCGCCAGCAGCCCCGCACCCUCCCCUCGCCCUUCCCUACUUGCCGUCCGUCCUGCCUCCUUCCACCGGGCGGAGUAUGCCAAUCCUAUCACGCCGCAAUGCGCCGAAACUGCUACGCUCCGUGAACAACCGUCCGCACGCGAGCGAGGACGACCACCAGGAUGCACCGCGCAAGGCAAACAUGGAGGGAACACGCCAGCCGAUGAAAUCUCGCGCGGACGUCAACCUUCUUGCCGACCCUAUCUCUUCGAGCGAUGGGGAGGAAGCAGCGGCACGACCACUACUGCCGAGGAGGAACGAAGCUCUCCCGCGACCAUCGAUGAGCCAGGACUCGAAUUCGAAUGCGCGGAAGGGAAAGGGGGUCCAGGGGAAGAGUGCGAAAGGCAAGGCAAUGCGUGUGCCGCAGCGGGGGACGUUUGAUGCGGGGAUCAAGCACAAGGAUGGCUUGGGAGAGGAAGGGAAGACUGAGCUGGAGACCGUGUAUUUCGACAUGGGAGACACGCCGCGGAAGAAAGUAAAGACGAAGAACUUACACGCCGCCCCCGUCAGCUUCAGCAAGAAGUCCUUUGGCAAAGACAAGCCGAGUAGCGCAUUCUCCAUACCAAAGACACGCGACCUCAAGCACAUCGAAGACCUCGACAACGCUCUCAGCAGCAUGCUCGACGGCCACGAGAAGUACGUCGAGCUCUCCGACGACGAGCCCUCUCCGCGCCCGAAGAAACGCAUCCGCACAAUUCAACGUCUGCCACCGGGUUACGCGACAUCCUCGAAUCCCACGAUCAACGACUCCCAGACCAGCGCCCCUAGUUCGCCCCUCACAUCCAUAUCAUCCCACCUCGACAUCGACGACCUCCCCUCAGCGCAUUCUUCUGCGUACUCCCCAAUACCAGACUCAGACUCCACAUGCGCCCUCUGCCAGGACCCUGUCGACCCCCAAGAACAGCGCGACUUCUGGGCCACCCACCCCACCCACACUGUCCGCGACCAGAUGCUCUUCUGCAAGUCACACAAGCGUUCCAAAGCACAGCGAGCCUACACCGCACGCGGCUUCCCCGAGAUUGAUUGGUCCACCUUACCCUCCCGCAUCCGCGGCUUCCACAACGAUCUGGUCGCCAUCCUCCGCAACGAGACGCCCGAGGAGUCUGUCUACCGGCAAAAACAUGCUGCGCGCCUCGGCUCCGGGAAAGCCGCUGCGUUGCCAUCGAAGCGCCGGGGACGCAAGGACGCGUCGCAGGUUGUAGAACAGAGUUUGAAGGAACGUAUCGACGCAAUGUCCUCGUCAACGGGGUACUACGGUCCCCGCGGCAAGCGCGUGAUGAUGGAUGUCAUUACGUCUGAUCUGUCUGACGAGAUUCGGCAAGUCGCGGCCAAGGAUCCUGUUGUUGGGAGGAGCGGUUUCGCGAUGUUCUUGCAGGCAGUGCUGGUACCGGAGUGUGCCGUGUUGCUGGUUAUGCAGGAUUUGGCGGUGGGGUGGGAGGAUGCGAGGGAGGUUGUGGAGGAGAGCGGAGGCGUGGGGGAGAAGGUGAAUGAGGAGGUUGAAGAUAGUGUGGAGGGGAGUGAGGAUGAUGGGGAAGAGGAGGAGCAAGAGCUGGUGCAUGGUGAAGACGAGGAAGAGAAAUUGUGACUGCGGGACAAGUGUUAUUGGGGAUGUGGCGUUUUGGUGGAUCUAUGUUGUAUUCAGCCGCCUGGGACUGGCGAGCUUGUGCAUAUUGGGGUAUUUUUACUGGGCGUUACUACAAGUGAUACCAUGUCUGGAAUUGUGGGUUGGGUUAUUUGACGGGCGAUCGACGCUAUUCUGGCAGUC